UUAGGGUUUAGAGUUGAUGUUUCAUGGUUUAGGGUUUAGAGUUGAUGUUUUAAAUUUAGAUUAGUUAACCAUAUAUUUUUUUUUGUCGAAGUUAAUUAAAAGGAUAUAAAUGUCUUUUGCCUUUCAAUAAAGACGAAGGUAAAAUUGGUUAGUGUAAACAUGAAAAGUGGUACUUUGAAAAUGAUAUUUUUGGCAAUUUCCGUUCUUUUCAUCACUCUAUCAUUUACUUGCUAAAAGAUUCUUUUCAUAAAAGAAUUUGGCAUUAUACAUGCUUGUGAUUAGUCGGAUCAAUUACCAGUUCUGGGGGAGUACCAAGUGAUUAUAACGUGAUCCCACAUCAAUUACAUUUAAAACAUAGUCUCUUGUGUUAGUCUUCUCUCUCAUACCAAAAAUAAGUAAUCAUCUCCAUAUUUUUAGUCACUAUUUAUACCCUUUUCUCAGGACAUCUCAACACUCAUUUUCGAACAGAAGAAAAUAUACACAAUGGCUGUCAAUUACGAGGACCAAGCCACAUUGUUCAACUUCGUUGUCAAACAAGGUAAUGGUGUGAAGGGUCUGAUAGACUCUGGCAUGUCUCGUGUUCCACAGCCUUUCGUCCAACCUCUCUCUGAGCGAAUCGCGACCCCACAUGCCCGUACGUGUGAAGCUGCCCAGCCAAUCGAUCUUUCCCAGCUAGACGGUCCACGCCACAAGGAGGUGGCCAAACAGAUCACUGAAGCUGCUGAGACACUUGGCUUCUUCCAGGUGGUGAACCAUGGUGUUUCGGUGGAGCUGCUUGAAUUGCUAAAAACGUCGGCUCAUAAGUUUUUUGCACAACCUCCUGAGAAGAAGGCGAUUUACCUAAAAGAAGUGAGUCCAAGCAAGCUAGUUAAGUACGGAACGAGCUUCGUACCAGAGAAAGAGAAGGCCAUUGAGUGGAAGGAUUAUGUGAGCAUGCUUUACACCAAUGACCACGAGGUUCUUCAACACUGGCCUCCACAAUGCAGAGAGGUGGCACUUGAUUUCCUAAAAUCAUCUAUGGCAAUGGUGAAAAGAGUAGUUGAAGUUUUGAUGGAGGAUGUAGGAGUGAGACUCGAAGAAGAGAGAAUGAACCGUUUGAUGGGGACUAAGAUGGUCAACAUGAACUACUACCCAACCUGUCCUAGCCCCGAGCUCACCAUAGGCGUCGGUCGUCACUCGGACAUGGGAAUGCUGACCGUUUUAUUACAAGACGGCAUUGGUGGUCUCUACGUUAAACUAGACAACGGUGACUGGGCCGAGAUCCCUCCUCUCGAUGGAGCUUUAGUCAUUAAUGUUGGCGAUACUUUGCAGAUUCUAAGCAAUGGGAAGUACAAAAGUGCUGAACAUAGGGUUCGAACCACAAACAUUGGAUCGAGAGUCUCCGUACCAAUUUUUACCGCACCUAAUCCCUCGGAGAAGAUAGGUCCGUUGCCGGAAGUGGUGAGGCGUGAUGGGGUGGCUCGUUACAAAGAACUGUUGUUUCAAGACUACAUGAACAACUUUUUCGGCCAACCACAUGACGGCAAGAAAUCUCUCGACUUUGCUCGUGCCGAUUGAUAUAUUCUAUUAUCACUUUUAUCAGUUUCUACGUGCCAAAUUAACUAAAAUGUGCGAAGUUGUUUCUUUUUCGAGAAUUCGGUCAAAAAAAACCUCAACUUUGCACGAAUUGCCAAAAUAAACAUGAAUUUUUGGGCUGACCAAAAAAACACCAAACUUUCAUUGACUUUAAAAUUAAUUAACAAUGUUUUCGCUGACUUGCCAAUUUAGCACACCGUCAACAAAUUUAACAGAAAUAUUUGACGUCGUUUAUUGUUGGCGUUAAGUGAAACGACGUCGUUUUACAUGAUUUGAAAUUAAAAAUAUGUAGACCCCUGGAUUCGAACCCAGGUUGUUUGGUCGAAUAGCAAGGUCUUUUACCACUAGGCUAGUGGAACUUUCAAUGUUCUUACUAAGAGCAUGUUUAUUGGUAAAACCCAUUUAAGGGUUCUUAGUGAAUUUUUAACUCUUAAAAGUGAGAUAAGAAACUUGGUUAAGAGACACUUAAUUAUAGUGGUUUAAUGGUAGUUUCUUAACAAAGGUUCAUACCAAUAAAAAAUAUUAAAUUUAUUUUUAAACAUAAAAUUUUAAACAAAGAUUAAAUUUAUUUAUUAAAUAAAACAAAGUCAAACAUAACAUUUAAACAUAGAUUUAAAAAAAAAAUAAACAUUAUUUAAUUAAAGAUAAAAUUUAUUUUUUAAAAAAAAUUGUAAAAAAUAACAUUUUAAAUAUAUAUUUUAUCAUCAAUUGAUCCUUCGAAAUUGUUUUGAGAAAAAGAUGAGAUGAAAAUUGUUUAUAAAAGUUGUUUACAAGAUAGAAAUUGUUUUAGAUUUAGAUGAAUAUUUCGAACAUGAGAAGGAAAAACAUGAGAAGGAGAAAGAAAGGAAGAAUAUAAGAAGAAAAAACAAAGGCUUGUGAAUACACUUUCAUUACAAGAUAUUAUUUACACAAGUUUGUGAAUACACGAUCAUACAAUCAUUAUAAAGGUCUUUCAUUUCUUGACCGUGAAACAUUUUCAACGUGACCACAACAAUACAAUAUAUACAUGUGCUAACCAAUAUCUGUGAUAGAAGAAAACAAGACAACAAGAAGAGAGGCUCCAGUUCGAGGAGGCAGAGAGGCUCCAGUUCGAGGAUGCAAGUGUGGCACCUUACGCCUUCCAGAAGCGUUCUUUAGCUCAGCUAAGCUAGUAUGAGAAUACACUUCUUCAAAAGAAUUAGCUUGUCCAGUGGCUCCAGGAGGCAAGGAGGCUCCAGUUCCAUGAGGCAGAGAGUUCGAGGAGGCAGAGAGGCUCCAGUUCGAGGAGGAAGAGAUGUUCCAUUUUCAGGAGGUGAGGAAGUUCCUGCUCCAGAUGUCCGACCAGCUCCUUGGAAAGAAUAAGCACCACGACGAGGAGCACCCAUAACCUGCAAAUAUUUUACCAAUCUAAUUAAAUUUUAGAUGUUUACCAAAAGAGACACCACAUAAA
Molecule: messenger RNA, 3004 nt
Organism: Brassica napus (rape)
Lineage: Eukaryota; Viridiplantae; Streptophyta; Magnoliopsida; Brassicales; Brassicaceae
Product: scopoletin 8-hydroxylase
Exons: 4
Coding region: 484-1557 (357 amino acids)
Source: RefSeq, a predicted model, not a curated record